GAAAGUUUUGAAUGUUUAAAAUUUUAUAUAUUUCGUUUAGAAUAUUCAUUAGAUGAUUAUAAACAUCGAAAGAUUCAAUGGAAUUUUCAAACAUUUCGACUAACAAUAUUAUUGACAAUAAUUUCAUGGCUUAAUAUUGCAUUUAUAAUUUAUCAAUAUAAUCAACCAAAUAAAUUUUUAUUAAAAUCAUUUAAAAAAUUAUCCAGAUUAUUUUUCGAAUGUCAACAUAUUGAUUUAUUAUUAUUAUUUAUAAUAAUAAUAUUAAUAAUAUUAGAAUAUCAUUGGUUUAUAUUGAUCAGGAAAAUUCUGCAUUAUAAAUUUCGACCAAAUGAAUUGUUUAUCAAAUAUUUAAGUAAAUUUAAUAAUCAAAAAUUAAUUAUCGAAAAUCGUUAUCUAAUCCGGUUUAUUUGGAUUGGUAAUCUAAUGACAAAAUCAUUGAAUUUUAUAAUUGGUGUUCUAUCAACAUUUUUAUCAUCAAAUGGUUUAUAUUUAUUAUUGGCAAGAUUACCAUAUUAUAAUCAAAAUGUUUGUAAAAAAUUAUUAAAUUUGAUUGCAAAUUCACAACAACGACAACGAAGAAAAUAUUCACUUUUCAAUUGUAAUCGAUUAUUUUACCUCAAACAAAUGAUUAAAUCAAAUUUAUUUGUACAAAAAAUUUCAACAAAUCAAUUUGGUUUUACAUGUGGUCAGAUUUUUUUUAUUACAAGAUAUAAAUAUUUAGAAUUAUUUCUAAUGAAUUUUGUACUUGUCUUGUUGUUUUAUAAGAAAAUCUAUCUUUUAAAUGUUACCUUGUAA
Molecule: messenger RNA, 795 nt
Organism: Dermatophagoides pteronyssinus (European house dust mite)
Lineage: Eukaryota; Metazoa; Arthropoda; Arachnida; Sarcoptiformes; Pyroglyphidae
Source: RefSeq, a predicted model, not a curated record